Messenger RNA from Chenopodium quinoa (quinoa), 303 nucleotides. Its product is annotated as protein SKIP34-like. The transcript has a single exon. The record is from RefSeq and is a predicted model, not a curated record. Bases 1 to 303 code for a protein of 100 amino acids. Lineage: Eukaryota; Viridiplantae; Streptophyta; Magnoliopsida; Caryophyllales; Amaranthaceae.
AUGUGCUACAAUCACGAAGAAGAAUGGCGACGAGAAUACGACAAUCACACGCCGCCACAAUCGGCGGCCGCCGCCGUCGCGAGAUCGGUGGCUCUUCUUGAGGAUCUUAGAGCGCGUGCAGCAGAAACCGAAUUCAGACUCCAACAAGCGAGGGCUAGGGAAGCCGCUCUUACUCGUCAACUUCAUGAAACAAAACGCUUCGUUUUAGUCAUGGAGAUCAUUGAAUCCUACCUUCAACGACGCUUCCUUCAACAACAACAACUCCUCGCUCGCCUCCUCUCCCCUGUACCACCACCUGAAUAA